Messenger RNA from Schizophyllum commune H4-8, 1002 nucleotides. Its product is annotated as ferredoxin reductase-like protein. The transcript has 6 exons. Bases 4 to 993 code for a protein of 329 amino acids. Gene Ontology annotation, molecular function: cytochrome-b5 reductase activity, acting on NAD(P)H. Lineage: Eukaryota; Fungi; Basidiomycota; Agaricomycetes; Agaricales; Schizophyllaceae. The record is from RefSeq and is a predicted model, not a curated record. Gene Ontology annotation, biological process: ergosterol biosynthetic process.
GCCAUGUCUGCGACCUUCCUCAGGGCGACCUCUGCCAUUCGGCCCCUUUCCCAAUCUGCGCGCUUCGGAGCCCGUCGGUUCGCGUCGACCGCACCCGAGACUCCCAAGAAGGCGUCGAAUGCGCCCCUCUACUUCGCCCUGGCCGGUCUGGCUGGCGCCGGCGCCUACUACACGCUCUACCGCGAGGACGCGGCGCCGGUCCCCAAGCAGGAGAAGAGCCCGCUCGACCCGGACAACUUCAUCGACUUCAAGCUGAAGAAGGUCAUCCCCUACAACCACAACACCUCCACCUUCGUCUUCGAGCUCCCGGACAACCAGUCCUCGAUGCUCCCCGUCGCGUCGUGCGUGGUCACAAAGUCGGACACGCUCCUGGACGACAAGGGCAAGCCCGUCAUCCGCCCGUACACCCCGAUCACGCCCUCGGACAAGCAGGGCGAGCUGUCGAUCCUGAUCAAGAAGUACGACACUGGCAAGAUGUCGAAGCACAUCUUUGAGAUGAAGGAGGGCGACAAGCUGGGUAUCAAGGGUCCCAUCAUGAAGAUCCCGUGGCAGAUCAACCAGUUCGAUGAGGUCGCCAUGAUUGCUGGCGGUAGCGGCAUCACCCCCAUGCACCAGAUCCUCGAGUACGCGCUCAAGAACAAGGAGAACAAGACGCGCUUCACGCUCAUUUUCGCCAACGUCACCGAGAAGGAUAUCCUCCUCAAGGAGCAGUUUGACGAGUGGGAGAAGAAGUACCCGAACACCUUCAAGGCCGUCUACACCCUCGACAAGCCGAGCGAGGGUUGGAAGGGCCCGACUGGCUACGUGAACGCGGAGCUCAUCAAGCAACACGUCGCGCCUGCGACUCUUGGCGAGAAGGUCAAGGUGCUUGUGUGCGGCCCGCCUGGUCAGGUCGCUUCGCUUGCUGGCAAGAAGGCCGGCUACGCGCAAGGUGAACUCUCCGGUGUCCUCAAGGAGCUCAACUACACCCCUGAGCAGGUGUUCAAGUUCUAAUCGUACCUA